Molecule: messenger RNA, 766 nt
Organism: Centruroides sculpturatus (bark scorpion)
Lineage: Eukaryota; Metazoa; Arthropoda; Arachnida; Scorpiones; Buthidae
Exons: 5
Coding region: 31-765 (244 amino acids)
Molecular function (GO): protein binding
Source: RefSeq, a predicted model, not a curated record
GAUAACGACAAGAUAUUAGCAAGCUCAGAAAUGGUAGCCAUUUUCAACUUUUUCUUAAUUACAAUAAUUUUAUUAACUUCAGAUUUCGCAAUUUGUCGACGGUUAUAUUUUAUCGAAGAAGAAUGUUUAAAUGGCACGUUAAGGAUAGAACUGAAGUCGUCAGGAUACGAUUCGAAUGCCGUUUUGUCGGCUUCUGUUCAUGGUUCUUCUACAAUUAACCGUAAAUGUAACGUUUUGAUAGAACCAGAAAUGGGAUUCGGAACCGUCGUCUCUUUCGAACACGUGGACAUUUCCAUGGAUCCUUUAUGCAGAAAUUAUAUACAGGUUUGCGGAAUUAACGAAGUAAAAGAUUGCAGUCGCAGGAAGUUUUGCUAUUUAAAAGGAAAAUUGUCGGAAUCUUUCAAUACCGGAGUUUCUGUUCGUUAUUUCACUUCGAAAGCCUUUGUUAACGCACACAACACUGGUUUUCAACUAAGUUUCACUUCAUACAGAUUAGCUCUACAUAAAGAUUGCGGAAACGAACACAAUUUUUUAUGCGACAAUCAUCAUUGUGUUUGGAAGGGGCUUCUAUGCGAUGGUAGAAAUAAUUGCGGUGACAAUAGCGACGAAAUCGAUUGCCCUAUGGACUGGCACAUUAUAUUGAAAAUCGUUUUGGCUAUUUUCUUGGGCAUCGUUUGUAUAUUAUUGUCCGUAAUCUGCUUCGUCUAUUGUUUCAAUAAGAAACUGAGAAAAAAUGAAAUUUCUUAUAAAUAUGUCGCAAUUUAAA